AUGCUCGGGGAGUCCGGGAUCGGGCAGUCCGCUUUUCUGCAAUGCUAUAAGCAAAUCGCUAGCGUUGCCAGUGGUGGAACCACCAAGAGCAAGGACUUUGCUGAGGACUCCGUGCCCUUUGACGAUCUGCCAAACUUGGAAAGUAUGGUGGCAAUGGUGGAGUUGGAGGGGGAGUUGUGUCGGGUUCGUUUCACGGAUGGUGCAGCCAGCCCUAGGUUCGAGAAAAUGCUUCGCGCCGCCAUCUAUGCUUCACAUGCUCUCCUGCUUUGCUUCCGUCCAGACAGGCUGGAGUCCAUGACCAGCAUACGGAAGAAGUGGUUGCCGAUGCUUUGGGAGAUGCAGUGUGAGACGCCUUGGAUCCUCGUGUCUUUGGCAACCGACCUGCGCGAGCGCUCCAAGGUGGCUGGUGACCUGGUGCCCAUGGUGCAGCCUGAAGAAGCUGAAGCUUUCGUACAAAGAUACGGUGGCUGGGGAUACCUAGAGUCCUCCGCUUUCUUCCCAGAAACUGUACAGUUGGUUGUGGAUGAAGCGCUUAGUGCGGCGAACACAUACUAUGGUUUGCAGUGGCAGCUUGUUCCACCUACGGUGGCACAGCCUACUGGAGAGGAGAAGCCGACUUGGACUGCGGCACCAGUGGAAGGUGAAAUGGAGCUCUGGUUGCCGCACGAGACACUGACGGUCAGAGAUGAUCCCGUGCCGGUCACUGAGGAUCAGAUUCGUGAGGGCUUGUCGCAGCUCGGGGACAGUGGAACCCGCCAGCAUGCCUAUGUACGGUGCGAUCUCAUGGGUAUGGACCUCACCUCCCUUGUGAAGGUCCGACAGUGGGAGCAGCUGCAAUUUCUCAACGUGUCGCGAAAUCGCCUCAGGGGCUUGGAGCCAGUUGGUGCUCUCAGACAUCUACUUCACUUGAAUGCCAGCCAUAACCUGCUGAUUAGAAGUCAGAAUUUCACAGCUCCUGAUGGGCUGGAGACCUGUGACAUGUCUUACAACAUGCUUGCAGAGCUGGGGGAUUGGAAUGUUCACAGGUUUUUGAGGGAGCUCAAUUUGCGAGGCAACUACAUCAGUUACAUCGGCAAUGGGCUUAAAGGCAACAAGGAGCUGCGAAUGCUGGACCUCUCGGAGAAUCUCAUCCUCCAACUGCAGAACCUGGACAACUUGGAGCUGCGCACACUGUGCAUGGCACAGAACAAGCUAAACGGCUUGGAAGGCGUCCAGACUCUGGGCAAGCUUCACAGCCUUGAUGACAUUCCUCGUCUGCGCAAGUUGCGGGCAUCGGAGAAUCGGAUCUCGCAGAUGAAGGAGGUGGACCAGCUUGCAGACUUCAACUUUCUGAGUGAGUUGUACAUGCACCCAAAUCCCCUGUCUCAGCUUCCGCAGUACCGUGCGCAAGUUCUACAUCGCCUGCCGCGCUUGCGCAGCCUAGACAGCCAACAGGUAAGUCCGGAGGAGCGUGUGAAGACGGAGGUCAUCUAUGGGGCCGACGUGGAGACAAGGCAGGAGAUUUUCGAGCACCUGCUUCCCGAAGAGACAUUCGUGGACCGGAGGCUCAUGACACAGGAGCUCAUUUCUCAGCUGGAGAUCGAGCAGUUUGGCAAGAAUGGCGAUGCCGGUCCGUUUGGCCUCGAUUUCGUGGCGGGACCUACCUUUGGAGAUCCGCCCAGGACGAAGCUGCAGCAUGCAAAGUUCCGGCAACGCGUGGAGCUGACAAGAAAGGGCGGUUCGGGGCCAGACGGAGUGGCAGACUUCUCCAGCUACCCAGCACUCUACCACGCCACAUCUGCCUUUGAUGAAGAUCUGCGCGAGAUUCUGGAGGCAGUAGCAGAGGGGGGCUGCGAGGAGCUAGUGCUUGGCGAAGCGCAGAUCACACCACACGGUAUCAGGGAGAUCAUUGCGUUCAUGCAAGAUACGCCUUGCAGACUCUGCUUCAUCAAUCUUUCUGGCUGUUCCUCUGCUGCACUUCUGGGGGCAGAGCUGCUGAAAUCCUUCCCACUGGACCGUGGCUGCAGCAUCGAGCUCGAGAACUGUGGCCUGGCAGAUUCCACGGUGGCGCGCCUUAGGAACAAGGCCGAGGAUGCCUCGAGAGCGCUCGCCAGAGCCGCAGCUGAGCGCCAGCGCAUCGCGCAACGCGUGGCCGAGCACUUCGAGAUGCAGGACUACCUGGAGGAGCGUGCGGCUGAGCUGAGGCCUGGCGAGGAAGCACCGCCCGCACCAGCCUUGGCAUGUCAUCCUCGACAGUGGCGACCGGGUGCCGAUGGCCCCAAGGCCUUGGAACUCUUCCUUCGAGCAAAUCCCAACAAACUGGUCGAGACAGGCGGUACAUGGACCAUGAAUGGCAGGAAAGGAAGCAAGAAUUUCCAGCUCUCGGCCGAGGAGCACCAGAAACUUUGCGAGAAGCUUGAAGACAUGCUCUUAGACUGGGGCUGUGAGCUGGAGGAUGGUCAACAAGGCCUCCCACUGCCUCGAGCCUUUCUGAGUGCUUUUGGUGCAGAUCCACGGCAGAGCCCCAAGCUGCUGGGCUUCAUGCUAUGGGAAGGCGUGGUGCCGAGUGCACAGGUCCGGGGCGAUGUCUACCGGAAGCAGGAGGAAUGGGCGGCCGCUUGGGCGACAGAACAGCGGCAGAUGCAGGCUUUGACGCAGCAAGCAAUAGAGGAGUAUGACUCUGGGCAGCAAUCCCCCGGAGUGGCAAGUGGUCAGCUGAUGGCUCACCUCAGCUGGCUGGUCUCAGGCACAGAACUGAAACCCCCGACAUAUUUCGGCUUCCAGAAAGCAGAAGAGCGCCCUGCACCACGGAUUGGUGAGGAUUUGCUUGCUGCACUUCGUGCAGGCCUUGUUUUCUUGGAGGAUGUUGUCGCUGACGGCUUUGGUGUCGACAACCUCAAAAUCACCCUGAGGUCCUUGUCUUCAGAAACUUUGCAGAUUGCCCUUCGCCGGGGUACCAUCUUUCAGCAGAAGUCAUGGAAUCACAGGCAAAACCUGGUCACAGGGGUCGACUACUUGCUUGUGGUUCCCCCUGGCGGGUACGUGACGAAGGAGGUGCUUGGCUACUCAAUGAACUUCACCUGCCCGCCCCCACUCAAUGAUCAGAUGCAUCUUACCGAGUUCUACUUUGAUGUUGAGAGGUUGCUUGGAAGUCAAGCCCUGAUUUGGGACCACUUCCAGGCUCUGUUCCAUAAGUAG
Messenger RNA from Symbiodinium pilosum, 3177 nucleotides. NCBI's taxonomy places the organism in Eukaryota, Dinophyceae, Suessiales, Symbiodiniaceae. The record is from the annotation of a GenBank genome assembly.